Molecule: messenger RNA, 5766 nt
Organism: Cuscuta epithymum
Lineage: Eukaryota; Viridiplantae; Streptophyta; Magnoliopsida; Solanales; Convolvulaceae
Source: the annotation of a GenBank genome assembly
CUUGGUCGCAGGAAAGAUCUGUUAUCUUUUAGGACCGAAACCGCACUGCUUUAUCCACUCUUUUCCAGCCUUUCCUUUCAUCACCUCCGGCGGCAAUGGCUGCUUCUUCUCCAACUAUAAUCCCUACCCUGUCAACGUCCCGCUUGUCCAAGACACCGGUGUCUUGCUCUUCUUCUCCCUCACUCACUGCCUUCAACGUAUUCCCCAGUGCCUUAAGGCCUCUGGUGCUCCACACGAAGAGGAACAGACAUUCUGAGGUGCUCGCCAAUGCCCAGCAGACUUUUGAAUUCUCCGGCGGUUCAUUAUUCGAUUCCGAGUUCGAAGACGAUGACGAGCCACCAUCUACCCCCGGUUGGGGCAUUCCCGAUAUAGAAGAUAGAGAGGAGCCCCAGUGUCCUCCAGGGCUGAGGCAGUAUGAAACGAUGACGGUUUUGAGGCCCGACAUGUCUGAAAAUGAACGGUUAGCACUCAUCCAGAAAUAUGAAGAGUUGCUUGUUGCUGGGGGUGGUGUGUAUGUGGAGGUGUUCAAUCGAGGGAUUGUUCCUCUUGCUUAUGGUAUUAAGAAGAAAAACAAAGCAGGAGAGACCAACAUAUACUUUGAUGGAAUCUAUAUCUUGUUCACAUAUUUUACCAAACCAGAGUCCCUAGAAGAACUAAAGGAGAUGCUGAAUGCUGAUGAUGAUGUCAUCCGUUCAACCAGUUUCAAGAUAAGGAAAAGGAAGUAUUGAUUUCUUGCAUGGCUCAUGAAGUGACUAUUCAUUCCAGGUUUAGGCAUUUAGUAUGAACUUGCUGCCUGGAAUAAUGAGUCCCCUAGACUCAUUAUUUUCCCCUAGUGAUUGCUAUCAUGUUUUGGAGCAGCUGUGCAUAUGAUAUUGGAUUAUGAAAAUCUGAUUGAUCUAUGUGUCCUGCGCCAAUCACAUGUUCUAAAUAGUAAUUGCAACUAAUUAUUAAUCACAUAUGCAUCCUUUUCCUGUGCCUUUUUUCUUAAUCAUAUCAAUACAAUCACAGGCCAGUUCGGGUCUGAAAACUGGAAGAGCCUUAGCUGGAAUGGGUAUUAAUACUGGUUGACCAGGAAAAUUGAGUUAAAAAUCCAGAACAGGGAUAUGAAAACCGAUUACGGACCCACUUCAUUGCAACCCUAACUGGCCCAACCUUCAUCAGUUGCUUGUCCGGUUCAAGCCCGGAAAAGCAUUUUUUUGGGUAAAAAAACCUCACAGCCUUAGCCAGGUUCUGGUUUGGAGUCGGACUGUCGAAGCCAUGUCCAAAGAGUACUUAAUGUUGGGAAUUGACUUGAACAAGAAAAAACUAAACCAGGAGCUAAAUAUAUCAGUUCCGGGCCUCUUUGAUUGUAACUCCUAGAGACCAAUUACCUGUCAGGCUGUCAUGUUUUCUUACCUGACAGGUAACUCCUAAUGUACUCUCUCAGUAGUUUCUCUGUUCAUUGAAACUUUGCCAACUUUCCCUUUUUAGUUGUCUCAUUAACUUUGUUGCUUUCCCUUUUAAGCAAAGAAUUUUUUGCUCGUGCUAGUCGAAACUUGACCAAGUUUUAAGGGACGCAAGGAGUAUAAAUAAGCCUACAUGCCACUCCUACUGUAGAAACGAUUGUCAUGUAACACCUAAUGUUAAGGGUGCGUUUUCUCUGUUUGAAGUUUUUGAGUUGAGACCAUGUCCAAGCCUACGUGGUGGUGAGAUUUGAUUGAUUCAGGUUUGAGGUUCAGCUUUAGGGUGACUGAGACUCUGAGAGAAAUGAGAGGAAUCCUUACCAUCCUCGCCUCACAAAAAGGUUUUAUCCAGGAGAAUAUGGCAUUUCCACAUUAUUGUUCCAUUUCUAAAUCCAAAUGCUCCUUUGAUUCUAAAAGUUUUUUUUUUUGAACCGUCUAAAAGUUUACUUAUAGAGUAAGGCGUAUAAAAAUCAUUUAUUUAUUUUAUGAGCGUUAGGACAAUUCUAUGAUAUCUUGAGUGGUGAUUUUGUUAACAUUUUUUAAUGCAUCCUUGAAGGUUUAGUACUUUGAAAAAAGUUAUAACAUUUUCUUUAGUACUAAGAAUGUAUCUAGUUGUACUGAUUUCAGUCUCAAUUCUCAAACUAGACUAGAUAUGAAUAAAUCAGAUUGGCCAAGUUUUAUGUCGUACAUAAUAGUAAUAACAUACAAAGUACUAUGUAUAAAAUAGAUCUUUAUCAUAUUAGAUUAGACUAGACAAGAAGAUGCCGUCUAAAUGAAACUUUGACUCAUUUACAAAAAGAUGUCACUUUCUUUUCAUUAACUUUUAGUAAGAAUGACCAAAGAUAUGAAACAAUGUGGAGAUGAUUUUAAAAAGUCACAAAAUAAUUUAAAACUCUAAAUCUACUUCAAUCACUUCUCUCUACAUCAUCAAUUGGGCAACUGGCUAGCCAUCAAACACCUUCAUAACUUUUUCUAAAUAAUGGUUAAAAAAGUGAUCGGAGCUUUCAUUACCGGUAUAGUUGCAGUCUUACUUAUAGAGGUUGUAGUGACAUUUUUUAGAGGAGUUAUAGUGACAUAUACAAUCACUUAUUUAUAAUUUGAAAAAGUAAUUAAGUUAAUGUUUUUGGCUUUUCUUUAGACAUAGUUACCGAAAUCCCCAACUUUGAUAAGAUUAAUUAUCAUUAUUAUAUAAAGUCAAUUUGUUUUUGAGUAUGUAUACAUACACAUUUUUUUUUCUUUUUCGAACUUUUAUGAAUAAUUAUAAUUUUCAAAAACGCACAACUCGAUCUAAAAAAGUUAAAAUUUGAAUAAUAGAGUUCGCGUAAACUUUGUUGUAAGACAUAUUGAAAUAAUAGUGAAUAAUUUCCUCAACCUUUUUGAAAGAAAAAAAUAUGAUUAAUCUCUUACCUAAAAAAUGUGACUAGUCUUUGUCUAAUUCAUUUAUAAUUUCUAUCCUCCUAAUUCAUAUCCAACUUCCUACCCAUUAUCACUCACUCUUCCAUUCCCGGCCCACUACCCGAAAUCACAACCUGUAAUUGUCAAAAAAUUUAUUGAAGAAAUUUAGCAGUGAAUUUUUCCGGCAGUUAUAUUGACAUAUUUCACGAUAGUAGUGAUGCCAACGGUAAGUGACGAUGAAACAAUAUAUUGACAAUGCCAUAAAAACUGUCACUGACAUAGUAAAUUGAUAGACACUCAUAGUUUCCCCAUAUUAUUAUCUGCAUUCCCUAGUAUAGCAUGAUAAGUGUAAGAUUGUCAUUGCUACAAAAGUGAUUUUUUAUCUUUAAUUUAUGAGGUACUCCCCCCGUCCCUGAAUUUACUUCUAUAGUACAAUUGGCACAUGGAUUAAGAAAGUGGGAAAUGUGUGGUGGAGAGUUGUGCAGAAGAAAGAGAAAUGUGUAAGAAUUGCUAUGAACCACAAAUUCUAUGUCAAAAAGGGAAAGUGAAAUUCUUUUUUGGACGGACAAAAAGGGAAAGUUGGAAGUAAAUUGAGGGAGUAUCAUUAAACUACUUGAGUGUGAGAUCUUGAUCCCCUUUUAGUUUGUGGAUGACAAGAGGAAUAGCAUCCACAUCACUUUGAUGUGGUUGAUAACUCUUCUCCUCUCUUAAUAUCCGUUAAUCUUUGUUGAUGUGAUUCGUUGGUCUUCAAUGUCAUGCCAAAUUCUUCAAUAUGAUGCCAAAUAUUGCACACUUUGUAAUAUCUUUAGGAUUGGAAAUAUUUCUUUUUUAAUUUAAUCUAUCAAGGCGAAAGGAUCUUCAAAGACCAAUAGUACAUAAAUGUUUACAACCCCCUUCUUCGAAUAGCUUAAUUGCUAUAGGUCAUGUCUUAACACCUGAAAAUCCUGAAAUAGGCAUCAUAAAACUGGAAAGCUUUUAGAGCACAGUAUAUUUUCCCUAUUUCUUGCUCCCUUCCAAGUUUCAACUCUUUUGUAGUAUAACGCCUUAUAGAAUUGCAUCAUACAAAUAUGAGUUGUCUCGUGCAUUUCUUUGCUAAAAAAGGCGAAUAUGAUGUUACAACACUAACAUAUAGCACCUAAAAUAUUUAGAGUAAGUUAGGCUUCCUGAUUGACUGCCACUUAUACAUAUGCUUAAAACAAGAAAAGAAACAAAGUAGAAGGCAUCUGGGGUGAUAUUUUGUAAAGUAAAAGUCCUGAUGAAAUCAUAAAAGUUAUCCUUAAAAGUUGUCCUAUACGGAACACUUGAAAUUUCAUCUUUAAAAGUUAACCAAAUAGAAGAGAGAUCCUAUCUCUCUGCCCUUAAAAACUUUCUAGUAUCCUUGUUAAGAUGUCCUUUACAAAGUUAUCUUUCUCAUCAAUUUACUCUACUAGUUUUAGACUUUUAGUAAUAUUACCUCCGUCCAAUUGGAAAUUACAAAACAUGUGUUUGGUAUGAAAUAAGAAGAGUGAAAAUUUUGUGGUUGAGAAUGGUAAAGAGAAGAGAGAAAAAUUAAAAUUACAAAUUAUUUACUUUAACGAGAAAGCGACGAAGUUUUUUGACGAAUAAAAAAAGAAAUUUGGCAAUGUUCAAUGAGACAAAUGAAGUAAUAAUAUGUCAAAAAGUGUUUACAGUGUACUCUAUAAUCUCAUUUACCAUCAGUAAAAGAACAUUUCAUGAAGCUAAAGAAAGAAAGUUUAUAUCAAGCGUGUAAUUCAAACUAGGAACUUCUUUAAGGGGCAUAAAGAGUACCAAUAUAUCAGGACUCUUCUUAGUCCAAAUUAACUUGAUUGAAGGUGUAGUCCCAAUUAUAUUAAUUUAAUACUAUCCUAUGUUUCUUUUUAGUUGCAACAUUGAAAAUUUUACACUAUUCAUAUACUCUACUUUGAUUACGUUUUAUUUAUUAAUGUAUGAGAUAUUUAAUUUGAAAAACAUUGUUCAAUUAGUCUCAUUACAAAUUUUCAUCAUCCGAUUUUUUAUAUUUUUUUACUGAUGAAGAAUUAAAUAUAAUAACGAUCAAAAUUGUGCAUUGGCAAGCAUGGAAAUGAGAAUUUUGCAACUAAAAAAGAAGGGAGGAACUAUAUACUUUGUACAUAUGAUGGAUCACAACUUGAGGGUGGGGAGUUGGAGGUAGUGGGAAGCUAUGAAAGGGAUGAUCACUUUGGCUGAUCUUAUAAGCAUGCUUAUUCCCAGGCCCAGCAGUACUCUUCUUCUUCUUCAACUCAUCAAGUAUUUGAUUAAUGGGGUUGCCUGAAGCAACUCCAAGCCCACCUCACUUGUAUCCCCAGACAAUUCAGCUCAUAAAACUCUACCAGGCUUUCAUAUUCUCAAUCCCAAUUCUCUUCUCUAUCAUAGUGUUCCUUUUGCUUUACUUGUUCUAUCUUAAGAGGAGGAUUUCCAUUGCCUCAACACUUCCCACAACUUUUGCUAAUCAGACUCCCAUGAAUGAAGGAGGUUUUGAUGGGAUAGUGCAAAAUUUCAAACUCCCUGUCAUAGCCUUUGGUGAAGAUUCCACAAUGGAAGAAUCACAGUGCUGUUGCAUUUGUUUGGGAGAGUACGAGAUGGAGGAUGAAUUGCAGCAGCUCCCACCCUGCAAACACAUAUUUCACUCUCAUUGUAUAUCCCACUGGCUUCGUUCCAACUCUACUUGCCCUAUCUGCAGAUGCCCCGUCUUUACCGGCUCCGGCAAGCUCCCGUCGCCAACAUAUUCUGUACCAGUCCAUUAGUUCCACCGCCGGGAGCCCGGGAUGCAACAGUUUCAUUUUAAACCCUAACAACCACAUUGAAUAAUUGUCUAUAAUAUAUAUCUCCUCAUAUGAUUUUGACAUUUUUAGGGACUUGGGCCAUACUUGGAUGUCAUGACUUCUGGAGUUACUCUUGAUCAACCAGUUCA